Messenger RNA from Notothenia coriiceps (black rockcod), 2823 nucleotides. It is a transcript of the gene efna3b, whose product is annotated as ephrin-A3b. Gene Ontology annotation, molecular function: ephrin receptor binding. The transcript is spliced from 8 exons. Gene Ontology annotation, biological process: axon guidance; ephrin receptor signaling pathway. Bases 1 to 1029 code for a protein of 342 amino acids. Gene Ontology annotation, cellular component: plasma membrane. The record is from RefSeq and is a predicted model, not a curated record. NCBI's taxonomy places the organism in Eukaryota, Metazoa, Chordata, Actinopteri, Perciformes, Nototheniidae.
AUGACCUCUGAUAGCGCCGGAGGCGUCAGCCGCCCAGUAUUCUGGGCCUUGACGUCGGGGUCCGGAUGGGAAUCUGUAAUGCCCGCUCGUUGGCUGCUGCUGCUGCACUAUAAAGCCAACCACUCGACGCUCAGGGACCCAACCAAACGGAAACACACCCGCCUGGGGCACCUCGCCUGCAUGUACGGGCCACGAAGACAAGUGCCGCGUCUGGAAGCUUCAGAAGCGAUAAAAGGCGAGGCCACGGCGCUGCACAUCGGCGGCGGCGUUGGCUACGAGGGGAAAUCAUCCGGGUGCUGGGCUGGAGAAGGCGGAGCGCACCAACGCGACAUCUUUCAACAAGAGCCCAGACACCCCUGGCAGCUGGCGCCGCGCUCCGUCAACCCCCAAAAAGCCCUGAUAUUCAAGCCUCCAGACCCUGACCCAAACACAUCAGUCAGCGGGACACGGGUGCCAUGUGACUCGGGCAGGAAUCUGCGUAGGGAGGGCUACACGAUGCAGGUGAACGUCAACGACUACCUGGACAUCUACUGCCCUCAUUACAACGACAGCCAGCGCAUGGUGGGCACCGGCGAGCAGUACAUCCUCUACAUGGUCAGUUACCGCGGUUACAGGAACUGCGACCCCCAGCUGGGCUUCAAGAGGUGGGAGUGCAACCGGCCCCACGCCCCCCACGCACCCAUCAAGUUCUCCGAGAAGUUCCAGCGCUACAGUGCCUUCUCGCUGGGAUACGAGUUCCACGUUGGACAGGAGUACUACUACAUCUCCACGCCCACCCACCAUCACGGCCGCAGCUGUCUGAGACUACGAGUGUACGUCUGCUGCUCCACGGCCUCUGACGUGGAUGAUGAGCCAGAGCCUACAGAACCAGACUACACGCUUAGACCAGGCCUAAAACUGGAAGAUAGUGAUGAAUAUAACCCUUUCAUUCCCAAACUGGAGAAGAGUGUCAGCGGAAGCAGCCCGUCCAGGGAUCGCCUUCUCCUCACCGUGACGAUGCUCCUUCUGGCCGCUCUCUUCAUCUCCUAGCAACGGCCAUCCCAUCAGUGUCACCAUGCCAACUAGCCUUGGGAGGGUGUACAGUAUCAGCGGGUGGGGGAGUCGAGGGAGGAGGGGGGAGUCAGGAGAGAGAGGAGAGUUAAGAUACCACAAAUAGAGCAGAAGGCGAGAGGAGCAAGAAAUUAGAGUUUUCAAGCAUCAGUGUGAAUGUGUAUGUGUGUGUAUGUGUGUGUGUUCAGCUGUGUGUGGUUUUCGUGGAGUUGAAAGACCUUGAGGCACUCGGUGACACAAACUGAACCGUAUGUUUUAAAGUCAGCCUGUGCAUACAGAUGCAGGUGUGGUUGAGUGUGUGUUUGUGUGAGUGUGUGUUUGUGUGUGUGUGUCCAUGUGUGUCUGUGUGUGUCUGAACAAGCCACAGGUUGAGCUUGUUGAAUCAUGCACACCACACAAAGCAUUUAUACACCAGGAGAGGCCGGGCUGAAAUCCUAGUAAAAAAAAAGCAUCAAAUCCACCCAACCAAUUGAAAACCAUUUGAAGACUUUCCCCUGGAUGUGAUUGGCUGAAACACUUCCUUAGAGCUAGUUGCCAUAGUUUCUUGCAACAAGAAUUAAACUGAACUCAAAUGAACUGAAUCAGAUAGAUUUAAUGAAAACUGAACUGAAAUUGCCUUUUUUGUUGUUGUUGUUGAUGUUGAUGCUGGAGACUUUUCCCAGUCCACGAAAGAAAAAAGGAACCAGCUGAUGAACUGAGCAGGUCCUGUGUAGGAGACUAGUCGAAGUAGCUGAUAGUUCAUAAACACACCCUGGGACUCCAGACGCCAGUGUUUUAGUUUUCAUCUCUGGUGUCUGCCGUGUCAUCCUGUGUUCACCAUCAGCUCGUCUCUAUGGAAGGGGCUGGACGGGGUCCUGGGGAAACACAGAGCAUUUAAACAAUGAAGCAUUCACUCAAACAAAACAAAAAGGGAUUUAUUGUAGAUGUGCCAUUGACACGGGGGGUUUGUUGAUGUUUUAAGUUGCUGUGUUACUUUUCUGUCCUGUAUUUGAAGUACCGAGGUUAAGGAAGAACACGAUGGCUACAGAGCAGCCAUGGAAACACGCAGCAAUACUGCCCUCCUCUCAACACACUGCAGGCUGUUUUGAGGAGAGCAAGAGGAACAGGAACAAAGGAGGAAGGACAGUCCUCACACAGGCGUCUAUGAGUGGGUCCAGUCCUGGACAAUAAGCAGCCCUCCACUGAUCAAUGUGGCGCAGCAGCCCGCUCCACCAAUGCCAUCUCUGUAAACACAUUCAUCAGAUGCCACAUGUAAACAGUUUUCUGUUACUGUUUGAUUGUUACGUGUGCCUGAAAGAGAAAACAUAUGUCUGAGUGUGCCACAUGUGUGUUUGAGAUUGAGAGAGACUAUUUUAAAUGGUACUAACGGUCAGAAAAUACAUCCACAUUAUGUACAUCUUAUACGUAUGAAAAUGCAAAAAUAAAAUAAAAAUAAAAACACAAACUAAAGCAACAAGUAAUAUACAGUACAUAAAACCAAGUGCUUUGGUGGGGAGCUGCGGCGAUUCAAAACUCAAACAACUGUACCAGUCGGUUGCUUCAGAAUAGUUUCCAUAGCAACUAGCCCCUUAUUCACCAUGGUUACCCCACCCUGCCAACGAUGGACUCUAGUAGGGCAUGGCUUACCAUAGUAGCUGAUAAAAACGAUGAUGAUGGUGAAGAUGAUUUUAGUGAUGAUGAAGACCUUGAUGGACUGUGAGCUGACCGGCUCACCCACCGGCAUGUGAGGCGUUUAAGUACGCGUGUAAAUGUCAUAACGGACAAAGAAUGGAA